Molecule: messenger RNA, 5592 nt
Organism: Chinchilla lanigera (long-tailed chinchilla)
Lineage: Eukaryota; Metazoa; Chordata; Mammalia; Rodentia; Chinchillidae
Gene: Ogt
Product: O-linked N-acetylglucosamine (GlcNAc) transferase
Exons: 22
Coding region: 225-3365 (1046 amino acids)
Biological process (GO): protein O-linked glycosylation
Molecular function (GO): protein binding; protein N-acetylglucosaminyltransferase activity
Source: RefSeq, a predicted model, not a curated record
UCGGCCGUGGAACCAUAGCCGCCAUUUCAAGACCGUGAGUGCGAGGUUGAUGGCCAACCAGAGUUCUUAAGGUUCAAAGCUUGUAACUGCUGCCGCCGCUUAAGCCUUUCAAAAUCCUGAUAAGGCUGCUGCCCUUUUUCUACUACCUCCAGAUACAUUCUUGCCAGUAGUGGCGGCAGCAGGAGUCAAUUACCCUGUUUUUGCUCUCCCUCAAGAAGCUCCAGAUGGCGUCUUCCGUGGGCAACGUGGCCGACAGCACAGAACCAACGAAACGUAUGCUUUCCUUCCAAGGGUUAGCUGAGUUGGCACAUCGAGAAUAUCAGGCAGGAGAUUUUGAGGCAGCUGAGAGACACUGUAUGCAGCUCUGGAGACAAGAGCCAGACAAUACUGGUGUGCUUUUAUUACUUUCAUCUAUACACUUCCAGUGUCGAAGACUGGACAGAUCCGCUCACUUUAGUACCCUGGCAAUUAAACAGAAUCCCCUUCUGGCAGAAGCUUACUCGAAUUUGGGGAAUGUAUACAAGGAGAGAGGGCAGUUGCAGGAAGCAAUUGAACAUUAUCGACAUGCAUUACGUCUCAAACCUGAUUUCAUCGAUGGUUAUAUUAACCUGGCAGCCGCAUUGGUAGCAGCAGGUGACAUGGAAGGAGCAGUACAAGCUUAUGUCUCUGCUCUUCAGUACAAUCCUGAUUUGUACUGUGUUCGCAGUGACCUGGGGAACCUGCUCAAAGCCCUGGGUCGCUUGGAAGAAGCCAAGGCGUGUUAUUUGAAAGCAAUUGAGACGCAACCAAACUUUGCAGUAGCUUGGAGUAAUCUCGGCUGUGUAUUCAAUGCGCAAGGGGAGAUUUGGCUUGCAAUUCAUCACUUUGAAAAGGCUGUCACCCUUGACCCAAAUUUUCUGGAUGCUUAUAUCAAUUUAGGAAAUGUAUUGAAAGAGGCACGCAUUUUUGACAGAGCUGUGGCAGCUUAUCUUCGUGCCCUAAGCUUGAGUCCAAAUCAUGCAGUGGUCCAUGGCAACCUGGCUUGUGUAUACUAUGAGCAAGGCCUGAUAGAUCUGGCAAUAGACACCUACAGGCGAGCUAUUGAACUGCAACCUCAUUUUCCUGAUGCUUACUGCAACCUAGCCAAUGCUCUCAAAGAGAAAGGCAGUGUUGCUGAGGCAGAAGAUUGUUACAAUACAGCUCUCCGUUUGUGCCCCACUCAUGCUGACUCUCUCAAUAAUCUAGCCAAUAUCAAACGAGAACAGGGAAAUAUUGAAGAGGCAGUUCGUUUGUAUCGUAAAGCAUUAGAAGUCUUCCCAGAGUUUGCUGCUGCGCAUUCCAAUUUAGCAAGUGUAUUACAACAGCAGGGCAAACUGCAGGAAGCUUUAAUGCAUUAUAAGGAAGCUAUUCGAAUAAGUCCUACCUUUGCCGAUGCCUAUUCUAACAUGGGAAACACUCUUAAGGAGAUGCAGGAUGUUCAGGGAGCCUUGCAGUGUUAUACUCGUGCCAUCCAGAUUAACCCGGCCUUUGCAGAUGCGCACAGCAACCUGGCCUCCAUUCACAAGGAUUCAGGGAAUAUUCCAGAAGCAAUAGCUUCUUACCGCACGGCUCUGAAACUUAAGCCUGAUUUUCCUGAUGCUUAUUGUAACUUGGCUCAUUGCCUACAGAUUGUCUGUGAUUGGACAGACUAUGAUGAGCGAAUGAAGAAGUUGGUCAGUAUUGUGGCUGACCAAUUAGAGAAGAACAGAUUACCUUCUGUGCAUCCUCAUCACAGUAUGCUAUAUCCUCUUUCUCAUGGCUUCAGGAAGGCUAUUGCUGAGAGACAUGGGAACCUUUGUUUGGAUAAGAUUAAUGUCCUUCAUAAACCACCAUAUGAACAUCCAAAAGAUUUGAAGCUCAGUGAUGGUCGACUGCGUGUAGGAUAUGUGAGUUCUGACUUUGGAAAUCAUCCUACUUCUCACCUUAUGCAGUCUAUUCCAGGCAUGCACAAUCCUGAUAAAUUUGAGGUAUUCUGUUAUGCCCUGAGUCCAGAUGAUGGUACCAACUUCCGAGUGAAGGUAAUGGCUGAAGCCAAUCAUUUCAUUGAUCUUUCUCAGAUUCCAUGCAACGGAAAAGCAGCUGACCGCAUCCAUCAGGAUGGAAUUCACAUCCUUGUGAAUAUGAAUGGUUAUACGAAGGGUGCUCGAAAUGAGCUCUUUGCUCUCAGGCCGGCUCCUAUUCAGGCAAUGUGGCUGGGAUACCCUGGGACUAGUGGUGCGCUUUUUAUGGAUUAUAUCAUCACUGAUCAGGAAACUUCACCAGCUGAAGUUGCUGAGCAGUAUUCUGAAAAACUGGCUUAUAUGCCCCACACUUUCUUUAUUGGUGAUCAUGCUAAUAUGUUCCCUCACCUAAAGAAAAAAGCAGUCAUUGAUUUUAAGUCCAAUGGGCACAUUUAUGACAAUCGGAUAGUUCUGAAUGGCAUCGAUCUCAAAGCAUUUCUUGAUAGUCUGCCAGAUGUGAAAAUUGUCAAGAUGAAAUGUCCUGAUGGAGGAGACAAUGCAGAUAGCAGUAACACAGCUCUUAAUAUGCCUGUCAUUCCCAUGAAUACUAUUGCAGAAGCAGUUAUUGAAAUGAUUAACAGAGGACAGAUUCAGAUAACAAUUAAUGGAUUCAGUAUUAGCAAUGGACUGGCCACUACACAGAUCAACAACAAAGCUGCCACUGGAGAGGAGGUUCCUCGUACCAUUAUUGUAACCACCCGUUCUCAGUAUGGUUUACCAGAAGAUGCCAUUGUAUACUGUAACUUCAAUCAGUUGUAUAAAAUUGACCCGUCUACUUUGCAGAUGUGGGCAAAUAUUCUGAAACGUGUUCCCAAUAGUGUGCUCUGGCUGUUGCGUUUUCCAGCAGUAGGAGAACCUAAUAUUCAACAGUAUGCACAAAACAUGGGCCUGCCCCAGAACCGGAUCAUUUUUUCACCUGUUGCUCCUAAAGAGGAGCAUGUCAGGAGAGGCCAGCUGGCUGAUGUCUGCCUGGACACUCCACUCUGUAAUGGUCACACUACAGGGAUGGAUGUCCUCUGGGCAGGAACACCGAUGGUGACUAUGCCAGGAGAGACCCUUGCUUCUCGAGUUGCAGCUUCUCAGCUCACUUGCUUAGGUUGUCUUGAGCUUAUUGCAAAAAAUAGACAAGAAUAUGAAGACAUAGCUGUGAAACUGGGAACUGAUUUAGAAUACCUAAAGAAAAUACGUGGCAAAGUCUGGAAGCAGAGAAUAUCUAGCCCUCUGUUCAACACCAAACAAUAUACAAUGGAACUAGAGCGGCUCUAUCUGCAGAUGUGGGAGCAUUAUGCAGCUGGCAACAAACCUGACCACAUGAUUAAGCCUGUUGAAGUCACUGAGUCAGCCUAAUAAAGACUAUGUACAGGAGAAUUACCCCUAUACCUGAGCCUCAGCCUCCUGGGGGAAAGGGAUCUAGAUAACAUACUUCUUACUUAUCUGUGCAGUACCAUGUUGCAGAUGGGUAAUAUAUCAUGAUAAUAGAAUAGCACAGCCAGACUUGCUUCCUACACAGUAAGGAGAAACACAAGAGAUGGAAAAAUGCUGGUCCACAAGGAAUCUCCAGAGUUUUGCAUCAACCAGGUCUGGAAGGUCUGAUCUCCCUUGGUCUUCCAUGGGAUGGUUAGUGUGGAGGGGAGAUAUGGAUUGUCCAGCCCUUGUGAUUCCAUGGAUCGAUUGAGUCUUCUGAAUUAGUCCCCCCCCUUUAUGUUUUGGGUUUUGGAGCUUUUAAAAAUAUUUGGUUUCAGAUAUUUUUUAUCACCAUGUGAAGUCUUUUUGAUUCUCUUGAGAUCAGGUUUUUUUUUUUUUUUUUUUUUUUUUUUGGUUUUUCUCCGGUACCGGGAACCGAACUCACGACCUUGCGCUUGCCAGGCAGGCGCUUUUGCCGCUGAGCUAAAUCCCCAGCCCCCGAGAUCAGGUUUUAAGCUAAAAUGUUGCUCCCUGUUUUAGUUUCAAAACCCUGACAGAUUAAGGACUUUGCUGGUGUAGUCUUUUUAUAGGUUUUAUAAACCACUUGAGCCUAUAUCAGUCAUUUUAGUGUUUGAUCUGAUGUUUGAAGCUAUCUGGUUUUUUGGUUUAGAAAAUGACUCAAGAUUUUUUCUUGUCUAUUUCCUAUUUCCUUCUCUCCUCAACCUCACCCUCGCCCUUACCCCCUUUAAAAAUUCUCCUGUAACUAAGCUAACAAAAUUAAUGUCUGAUUCAAAACAUCCCAGAGUGUUUCUCUUGAACACAUCAUCUGGUGCCAAAUGAAAAUUUUUAGGACUGAUUUACUAAUUACGAAGGGCACAGUUGUGGUACUGUCAUCGAUUAGUACAGGUUUUUUUUUGCUUAAUUGCGAUCUCUUUCACCAGUGUUUUACCCUUGAUUGCCUCUUUUAUGCUGCUUCCACAAAUGAUAGUGUGUGAUAAGACUUUGCCUUCCUUUCUAAAGUUGUUUUUUUUAAAGUGAGUCCUGUUCUUCCUAUUUCUUUCAGCAGAAAUGAUCCCAGGUAAGUAUAAAUAUUCAAAUAUUUGAUCAGUAAGUUGCAGUUAUCUUCAAUUCACUACAUUAAGUAACAUUGAAAAGCGUGUUACAGGUAAAAUCACGGAAGGACCAUCUCUGUAUAAAAUUAGUUAUUUUUCAGACUUCGUUAGGGUAUUAUAUAAUAGCUGUCUUCUGGACUUGGUUUUGAAGUCUAUAUGGAUUCAGCCUCAUUUAUAGUGAACUGCACUGUUACUUGGUAUGGAGUACAAAUUAAGCUUUAUAAAGCCCUCUUGAAGCUUCAGUUUUUGGUAUCAAAAACCAUAGGAAUAAAAUUACCAAAUUUCACAAAGGGUCAGGGGCUUGAGGCUUAAGCCAACAUAUGAAAAUGUUUGUCUUGCUGUACUGCACUUAUGAUAUCAAGUCACAGAUAAUUUUUUGUCUGCUAGUAGUGUUCUAGAUAAUAAUGUCUUUCCAAAGCUCUGAGGCAGUGAACCUAUUCUGUAGUUGGAGCUAUUGCCUGAAUGUAUCCUGGCUGACAUUAUUGAAAAAUAUGAAGAACUUGAAUUUCUGAAAGAUUCUUACUGCUAACCAAAAUCUGAGUAAAGAGUCUUACAUGUAAUUCUGUUUCAGAAUUACAUGUUAAUGACCCGUGUGUACCUUUCAACAAUGUAAAUCAAGAGACAUCAGUUAAGGGAUUUCUCAGUUUAUUUUUUAUCUGAUUGAGCUAUCAGUUAAGGUUGCUAGCAUGGUUGCCGAUAAACUGAUGUGAAGUUCACUGAGCUGCUCAUUGUGAAAUAGGGUACUAUACUUCCAAUGCCCUCAAGGCUGUAGCCUUACAGCUGUCUGACAUAGCACAUCAUUCCUCCUAUAGGGAUGAACUUCCUGGCACGAACAGUAGCCGCUCUGGUUGAAGCUUCGCUUAUUGUAAUAGGCUUUUAUUCCCAGGUAAUACGUCUGUGGAAGACUUAAUUCUGAAUAGAGAUAUAGACAUUACUGGAAACUAAUUUUUUUCUAUUAUACUCUGCUUUAUCAAAAAAGUAAAACAUUUAAAUUGUGCUACAGGAAUUCAGAUAUUGUCUUGCAAUCUUUAAACAAUAAAUGAAUGAUUUCCCCUUAA